UUGUGGCGACUGUGUUAGUGAAUGACAGCUAGGCUAGCGACUAGAUUAUCAAUUUACUGUUGUUUAGACCAUAAUACCAAUAUCAAAAUGUUUGAGGAGGCUAGUGAGGUGUUCGAUAACAUGUUUAAGUCCUCUUUCCCCCUAACUUUCAUUGUGUUUAUCCCCGCGGUGCUGAUUCUCGUCUCACCCCUUCCAGCCGAAGCGGCACAUGAAUUCACCGUGUACCGCAUGCAGCAGUAUGACCUGCAGGGACAACCGUACGGGACCAGGAAUGCCAUAUUGAACACAGAAGCGCGCACUGUGGAGGCGGAAGUGCUAAGCCGCCGCUGUGUCAUCAUGCGGCUGGUGGACUUCUCCUAUGAGAGAUACCAGAAAGCCCUGCGCCAGUCCGCUGGGGCUGUGGUCAUCAUUCUCCCCAAGAAUAUGUCCACCAUGCCGCAGGACAUAGUACAGCAGUUCAUGGAGCUGGAGCCAGAGAUGCUGGCCACAGAGACCAUUGUUCCGGUUUACUUUGCUCUGGAGGAUGAUGAGCUGCUCUCCAUCUACACACAGACCCUCACCUCCUCCUCCUCCCAGGGCUCCUCCUCUGCAGCUGAAGUGCUGAUCCACACAGCCACAGCAAAUGGCUUUCAGAUGGUGACGAGUGGGGCUCAGAGCAAGGCAGUGAGUGACUGGGCCAUUACCAGUCUAGAGGGGCGACUGGCUGGAACUGGGGGAGAGGACCUGCCCACCAUUGUCCUGGUGGCUCACUAUGACUCCUUUGGUGUCGCUCCGUGGCUGUCCUAUGGAGCAGAUUCUAACGGCAGUGGGGUGUCUAUGCUGCUGGAGUUAGCCAGGCUCUUCUCCAGACUCUACACCUACAAGAGGACACACGCUGGAUACAACCUGCUUUUCUUUGUCUCUGGAGGAGGGAAGUUCAACUACCAAGGAACCAAGCGCUGGCUGGAGGACAACCUGGACCAUACAGACUCUAGUCUGUUGCAGGACAAUGUGGCAUUUGUGUUGUGUCUGGACACCCUGGGGAACGGGGACAGUCUGCACCUUCACGUGUCCAAACCCCCUAAAGAGGGAACCGCCCAGUAUGCCCUGCUCAAAGAGCUGGAGACUGUAGCAUCCAACCAGUACCCAGAGGUCAAGUUCUCAAUGGUGCACAAGAAGAUAAACCUGGCGGACGACACACUGGCGUGGGAACACGAGCGCUUCGGGAUCCGCCGGCUGCCGGCCUUCACGCUGUCCCACCUCAACAGCCACCGCGAGGUGCAGCGCUCCAGCAUCAUGGACGUGCGGUCAGUGUCUUCUGAACAUGGAGCGGGAGAGCCCCCUGCUGGACCUCAUGUGGAUCUGAGAAAGCUCAGCAGAAACACAAAGCUGAUUGCAGAGUCGCUGGCCAGAGUCAUCUACAACCUCACGGAGAAGGGUGCCCCAGGUGACCUACAGAUUUUCACUGAACAAAUGCAGAUGCAGGAGGAGCAGCUGUCGUCGGUGGUGGACUGGCUGACAGCCCAGCCGCGGGCUGCCCAGCUGGUGGACAAGGACAGCAGUGUGGUCAGCACCCUGGAGUACCACCUGGGACGGUACCUGAAGGACGUCCGCAGGCACUACGUCAAGGCUGACAAGAGAGACCCAGAGUUUGUCUUCUACGAUCAGCUCAAACAGACCAUGAAUGCUUACAGGGUGAAACCAGCCAUCUUUGACCUGCUUCUGGCAUUCUGCAUCGCAGCUUACCUCGGAGUGAUAUAUCUGUCCAUCCAGCACUUUGUGGUUCUCUACAGUGUGGUGCGCAGAAUCACCACACCCAAGACCAAGCAGCAUUAAGACACUCCUCUUCCUCAUUCAGACUCCUCACUCACACCGACAACGAGCUCGAGCCAGUAACAAAACGGGGGCGGACCAAGCAGCUCAUCUUUUUUUUCUUUUUGUACCACCCAAUCUAUGUCCUUUGUUCCUCUUUGGAAAUGAAAUGUGUUGAAUCAUUUACAUUUACGUCAUUUGGCAGACGCUCUUAUCCAGAGCGACUUACAAAUUGGUGAAUUCAUCUUAUGACAUCCAGUGGAACAGCCACUUUACAAUAGUGCAUCUAAAUCAUUUAAGGGGGGGUGAGAAGGAUUACUUUAUCCUAUCCUAGGUAUUCCUUAAUUCCACAUUCUCUCUACCAAGUUUAGCCAUCUAGUCAGUUCCUGGCUGUCAAGUUAGAAUGCACUCUGGUCUUCCUGUCCCCGUGAAAUCAGAUGUCAAACAUUUCCUCGUACGCCCAAUCCCACAUCAACUCCUAGUCCCUAAACCCUAUUUUCCCCUAUGAUCUGAGAGAAUUUGAUAGGUGUUAGAAAUAUGGUAAUAGCGUUACCUUGUGCUCAGAUAGGCUAGGUGACAUUUUCACCAGUUUGCUUAUACCUAUCCAGUCCUCUCCAUAAGGAGUAGGUACUAGGGGUUGAUGUGAGAUUGGACAUUUCUAUACACACAGCUCACUCCUCAGUGCCCUUUAGUGUGAAUUUUGCCAAACUACAAUGGGUCGUCUUCUUGGGCAGCUAUGGAGUAGCAUGAGUGUGCAGGAGUAGCAGUGAGACUUGGUAAUAUUGUUUGGAUGGAUGGUUGAUAUAUUUGGUCACCCUGACUAGAUUUAUUUUUCUAUAGGAUUCAUUUUUUUCUUUAACCCCAAUGAACUAAUUAAAUAAUGCUUUCAGAAAGUAUUCAUACACCUUGACUUAUUCCACAUUUUGUUGUUACAGCCUGAAUUCAAAAUGGAUUAAAAAAAAAUCUCACCCAUCUACACACAAUACUCCAUAAUGACAAAGUGAAAAAAUGUUUUAACAUUUUGUAGCAAUUUUUUUGCACAACCCUGAGUCACAUGUUAGAAUCACCUUAGACAGUGAAUACAGCUGUCAGUUUUACACACCUGGAUUGUACAAUAUUUGCACAUUAUUCUUUAUAAAAUUCUUCAAGCUCUGUCAAGAUGAUUGUUGAUCAUUACUAGACAGCAAUUUUCAAGUCUUGCCAUAGAUUUUCAAGACGACUUUAAGUCAAAACUGUAACUAGGCAACUCAGGAACAUUCAAUGUCGUCUUGAUAAGCAACUCCAGUCUAUAUUUGGCCUUGUGACUCCCAAUGUUUGUUGGAAAGCAGACUGAACCAGGUUUUCCUCUAGGAUUUAGUCUGUGCCUAGCUUUAAUCUGUUUAUUUUUAUCCUAAAAACUCCCUAGUCCUUGCAGAUGACAAGCAUACCCAUAACAUGAUGCAGCCACCACCAUGCUUGAAAAUAUGAAGAGUGGUACUCUGUGAUGUGUUGGAUUUGCCCCAAACAAAGCGCUUAGUUAAUUUCUUUCUCACAUUUUUUUGCAGUAUUGGAGUAUUUAAAAAAAAAAUUGUGUACAGGCUUCCUUCUACUCACUCUGUCAUUUAGAUUAGUAUUGUGGUGUAACUACAAUGUUGUUGAUCCAUGCUCAGUUUUCUCCUAUCACAGCCAUUAAACUCUAACUGUUUUAAAGUCA
This is a messenger RNA of Oncorhynchus masou masou (cherry salmon), 3484 nucleotides long. Its product is annotated as BOS complex subunit ncln-like. Lineage: Eukaryota; Metazoa; Chordata; Actinopteri; Salmoniformes; Salmonidae. The record is from RefSeq and is a predicted model, not a curated record. The coding region runs from base 22 to 1815 and encodes 597 amino acids. Gene Ontology annotation, biological process: regulation of signal transduction. The transcript is spliced from 15 exons. Gene Ontology annotation, cellular component: endoplasmic reticulum membrane.